This is a messenger RNA of Daphnia pulicaria, 3357 nucleotides long. RefSeq lists its product as uncharacterized. The transcript has a single exon. Bases 1 to 3357 code for a protein of 1118 amino acids. Lineage: Eukaryota; Metazoa; Arthropoda; Branchiopoda; Diplostraca; Daphniidae. Gene Ontology annotation, molecular function: nucleic acid binding. The record is from RefSeq and is a predicted model, not a curated record.
AUGCAAAUAGUACCGGUCACCCUCGAAGCGGACGGAAAAACAUUAGAAACGUUUGGAUUCCUCGAUCCGGGAAGCCAAACGACUUUGAUUUUAGAUCGCGCUUCAGAACAGCUCGACCUCGACGGCGAUGAAGAAAUGAUAAAGCUAGGAACGUUUCAUGGAGACGACCCGACCAUCAAAAUGAAGAAAGUUAAGUUCAACAUCCAAUCAAGAGACGGAAGCCGAUCGUUUCCUGUAAAAAAGGCGUUUUCUGUUCCCAAGCUUAACAUCAACGCCCAGCAGAUUGAAUGGCCAGUCACAAAGCGUGAAUGGGGCUAUCUUCAAGACGUGGACCUGCCGCAUAUCGACACCAACAACGUGACCAUCCUCAUAGGCAGAGACGUUAUGCGCGUCCAUGAUGUACUGGAGCAUCGCAGUCCACCCGACGGAACCGAAGCACCAGACGGAAUCUUAACUCAUUUUGGAUGGAGCAUCGCAGGUCCCGUUCCAGAGUCACUUCUGAAGCGACAAACUUAUCGGCCCAUGUCAGUUAUGCACAUUUCACGUCAACAAUCCGACGAGUUCUUAAAUGAAGCUGUCCAGCGGUUCUGGAGAACGGAAUCGUACGGCGUCGGACUUUCUUCUCAUCAAAACCUACCACCCGAUGAUCAAAAAGCGCUUCGCAUUCUCCAAGACACCAUCCGGCACACUGGCGAGCGCUACGAAGUCGGAUUGAUGUUAAAGAAUCCGGAAUUAAAUCUUCCGAACAACGCUGAAGUCGCCUUCCGUCAUUUCGCGUCAUUGGAGCGCCGCUUUAAAAAGGAUCCGGCGUUUGCUAAGAGUUAUGCGGCCGUCGUCAACGAGUACAUCGCGGCCGGCCAUGCAAAACUAGUCGACCCCAACUCUCCUUUCACUCGCGGCCAUGUAUGGUAUCUGCCGCACCAUGGAGUCACAGCGGCAAGCAAGCCCGGAAAAGUUCGGGUAGUUUUCAAUCCGUCGGCGCGCUUCCGCGGCACAUCAUUAAAUGAAGAGCUGUACAAGGGUCCGGAUUUACUUACUUCUCUCAUCGGAGUAUUAUUGCGCUUUCGGUUGCACCCAUGUGCAAUUUCUGGCGACAUUCAGAAAAUGUACCAUCAGGUACAAGUGCCGGAACAUCAACAAUCAUUAUUGCGAUUUAUCUGGAGAGAACCAGGCAGCACGGAAGACCCACAAACAUUUCAGAUGACCGUUCACGUCUUCGGAGCUGUCUCCUCACAGACAAGUUGCAUUUAUGCUCUGCGACGGACUGCCGAAGACUUUGGACCCCAAUACCCAGGAGCCGCGGAGAAAGUAUUGAAGAACAUCUACGUAGAUAAUUAUCUGGAUUCAGCCGAUACGGAAGCUGAAGCCAUCGCCCAGCGCCAGGAAGUAACUGAUCUUCUCAAGCACGGAGGAUUCAACAUGGUGCAAUGGAUGUCAUCGUCCCGUCCCGUGUUGGCCUCUGUCAAUCAGGCUGAUCGAGCAAGAGCGCUGGAUAUCACCACCGAUCCUUUGCCUGUCGAGCGCACUCUCGGAAUUCUUUGGGAUUGCCAGCACGACGCCUUUAUGUUUAACUCCAACACCCGACUCGAUGUCAAAACGAAGAGGCAAGUCCUGCAAGAGAUUGCCUCGAUCUUCGAUCCAUUAGGAUUUCUUGUUCCAAUCGUGAUGGUGGCAAAAAUCUUAAUGCAAGAUAUCUGGCGAUCCGGAGUCGAAUGGGACGAUCAGCUCCCACAGGCCCUUCUCGAUGUUUGGAAGCGGUGGGUCGCUGACCUUCCCGCCAUCUCAACCCUGAAGAUUCCCCGAUGCUUUCGUCGAUCGACCCUGCCGUCAGAAUAUCAACUGCACGUCUUCACGGAUGCCUCGGAAUUAGGAUUUGCCGCUUGCGUAUUUCUUCGCGCGUCGUACAGCGAAUCCCACGUUGGCCUCACUCUGAUUAUGGCAAAAUCAAGAGUCGCGCCUCUCCGCCAACUGUCAAUUCCGCGGCUGGAACUUCAAGGCGCAGUUCUCGGCGCCCAAUUAUGUGCCACCGUCAUCAAGGAUCUUGGCCCGAUGGCAUCCGCCGUUUAUUAUUGGUGCGAUUCACAGACAGUGCUACAAUGGAUACACUCGAAAACGUGUAAAUACCACGCCUUUGUCGCCCAUCGAGUGACAGACAUUCUGGAUAAAAGUGAAGCGACUCAAUGGCGUCACGUCCCCGGUGAGCUUAAUCCCGCCGACGACGGAUCCCGAGGUGUGUCCGCUGCCUUCUUCACCACCCAACAUCGCUGGUUUCGCGGCCCUGAUUUUUUAUUGAUGCCUGAAAUGGCCUGGCCGCCACCGAUGAACAUUGCCGAGCCGGCAAAUGACGACCCGGAAGUCUCACCCGCCAAAUGGAUUGGUUCUAUUCGAGUUCCGACGCCUCAUCCCAUUUUCGAGUUGAUUCAACGUUCUUCCGACUUCAUCAAAAUCAAAAGGAUCGUCGCCUGGCAGCUGCGCUUCCUUCGGAAUCAUUCUCUUUCGCUGAAAAAGUGUGUCAUCCCGUUAUCUCGAUGGCUCACAGCUCCGGAAUUGCGUGAUGCCCAAACAUUAUUGAUUCGGGUCGAUCAGGAACAUCAUUUUGCCGUAGAGAUUCGUUUUUUACGCAAAGGAAAACCCGUGCCAGUCACAUCCAAGCUGGCCACGUUGACCCCCUUUAUAGAUGCUUCCGGAAUUAUCCGGGUAGGUGGCCGGAUUCAACAUGCUUGUCUCCCUGAAGACACAAAACAUCCCAUCGUCUUGUCUUCCGACAGCCAGCUGGCGACGAUGAUCAUUCUCGACCUCCACCAUCGACUGACUCACGCAAAAACGGAGCGUUUGUUACAUAACCUCCGGGCGACGUAUCAUGUUCUGCAGCCGCGGGCCACCAUCAAGAGAGUGAUUCGUCCCUGCUUCGAUUGCAAGCGACGCGACAGCCAACCAGUGUGUCCACUCAUUGGUCCGUUGCCGGCCAGCAGAAUUAAAACACACCAGUGGCCGUUUUCUCACGUCGGAAUCGACUACUUCGGUCCGUUGUACGUCUCCAUGCUCCGACGGACUCUGAAGCGGUACGGAGUCAUGUUUACUUGCCUGGAUUGUCGAGCCGUCCACCUUGAACUGGCUGAUUCCAUGGACCUUGAUUCGUUCAUGAUGGCGUUUUCCCGUUUUACAGACCGCCGUGGAGUUCCUCUUGUCUGUUACAGCGAUAACGGAACCAAUCUAGUGGCUGGCGAACAAGAGAUCCGGGAUGCGAUCGCUCAAUGGAAUCCGGAAGCGUUGGCAAAUAUAUGGCUGAUCGAAACAUCGAAUGGCGAUUUAGCCCUCCCGCUUCGCCUCAUUUCGGCGGGUCAUGGGAGCGGAUGA